This is a messenger RNA of Suncus etruscus (white-toothed pygmy shrew), 1446 nucleotides long. It is a transcript of the gene NPFFR1, whose product is annotated as neuropeptide FF receptor 1. Gene Ontology annotation, cellular component: membrane. NCBI's taxonomy places the organism in Eukaryota, Metazoa, Chordata, Mammalia, Eulipotyphla, Soricidae. The transcript is spliced from 4 exons. Gene Ontology annotation, molecular function: peptide binding; neuropeptide receptor activity. The coding region runs from base 1 to 1446 and encodes 481 amino acids. The record is from RefSeq and is a predicted model, not a curated record. Gene Ontology annotation, biological process: G protein-coupled receptor signaling pathway.
AUGCCGACCCCCGUGGACCCCGCUGCCUCUCUCCAUCCAUCACAGACCAACCCAGAGCAGGCUGCAAUGGGAAGCGUGGAAGCACCUUUCUCCCGUGUCUGGAAUCCUGAUCCACUGUCCCCUUUGCUCCUAGCAGGGCCCUCCCAACUCCCUGAGGGCAGCUGGCCCCCAAGGGAGAACAGGAGCAAUGGCGAAGGCAGCCUGGCUGCCAACUUCACCUUCUCCUACUACCAACACUCCUCGCCAGUGGCUGCCAUGUUCAUUGUGGCCUAUGUGCUCAUCUUCCUUCUCUGCAUGGUGGGCAACACCCUGGUCUGCUGCAUUGUGCUUCGGAACCGGCACAUGCGCACCGUCACCAACAUGUUUAUCCUCAACCUGGCAGUCAGUGACCUGCUGGUGGGCAUCUUCUGCAUGCCCACCACACUUGUGGACAACCUCAUUACCGGGUGGCCCUUCGACAACGCCACGUGCAAACUGAGCGGCUUGGUGCAGGGCAUGUCUGUAUCUGCUUCCGUUUUUACUCUGGUGGCCAUUGCUGUGGAGAGGUUCCGCUGCAUCGUGCACCCUUUCCGCGAGAAGCUGACCCUGCGCAAGGCGCUGCUCACCAUCGCGGCCAUCUGGGCACUGGCGCUGCUCAUCAUGUGCCCGUCGGCCAUCACGAUGACAGUCACACGCGAGGAGCACCACUUCAUGCUGGACGCGCGCAACCGCUCCUACCCGCUCUACUCGUGCUGGGAAGCCUGGCCCGAGAAAGGCAUGCGGCGCGUCUACACCACCGUGCUCUUCUCCAACAUCUACCUGGCGCCGCUGGCACUCAUCGUGCUCAUGUACGCGCGCAUUGCCCGCAAGCUCCUGCAGGCCGCAGCCCCUGUGCAGGCGGCCACGGAGGAGGCGGCACCGUCCGGGGAUGGUGGACGCGGGCUGCGGCGCCGAGCGCGCGUGGUGCACAUGCUGGCCAUGGUGGCACUUUUCUUCACCCUGUCCUGGCUGCCUCUCUGGGCCCUGCUGCUGCUCAUCGACUACGGGCAGCUCAGCGAGCGGCAGAUGCGGCUGGUCACCGUCUACGCCUUCCCCUUCGCGCACUGGCUGGCCUUCUUCAACAGCAGUGCCAAUCCCAUCAUCUACGGCUACUUCAACGAGAAUUUCCGCCAAGGCUUCCAGGCCGCUUUCCGCUCACAGCUUUGCUGUUAUGCCCUGCCCCGGGGGAGCCACAAAGAAGCAUAUUCCAAGCCAUCCCGAGGCCUCCUGCGCCCACGGGUCUUGGCCAGCGACGACGUGCAGCCCAGCGAUUCUGGUCUGCCAUCCGAGUCGGGGCCCAGCACCGGCGGGUCUCGACCUGGGCGCCUUGCGCUGCGCAAUGGCCGUGUGGGCCACCUUGAUGUGGCCGCUGCGGAGGAACGUGGAUGCUCACAUCUGCCCCUCACUGUACGGGCCUGGGAUACUUGA